This is a messenger RNA of Laccaria bicolor S238N-H82, 1194 nucleotides long. RefSeq lists its product as uncharacterized. NCBI's taxonomy places the organism in Eukaryota, Fungi, Basidiomycota, Agaricomycetes, Agaricales, Hydnangiaceae. Bases 1 to 1194 code for a protein of 397 amino acids. The record is from RefSeq and is a predicted model, not a curated record. The transcript is spliced from 3 exons.
AUGGCCUUUGAUGUCAUGGUACCUGCGCCAGAGAGUCUACCCAAGACGCCUUUAGAAGCCCUCCAACUGGAGCGUCUUCGGGUCUACGGUCGACCGUUGUGGUCGACGUACAGUGACCAUGAGAUCAUCCAUGCAGUUCAGAAGAAAUUGCUCGGCGAUGAUCCUCAGGAUUUUCCCAGCAGCAACCCCGACAAGCGCAAUUUACAGGUUCUAGCGGUGCAUUCGACACGGUUCAUCCUCAAUCUCACUGCCGCAGGCGCUGCGUCCCAGAUGGCCGUCGACUCCGUAAGGGGCCAUUUGCGCGUUCUCACGGACUACAACGCGUCAACACGCAUGUUAAAGUCCGAGGUCCUGUCUGAGCCUAUUUUGGCUGUAGCUGCUGGCGACCUCCUCCUUAGAAAUAAGGAAAUCUACCAACGUGCCAUAAACAUCCUCGUCAAGCAACUUCUUUUGCACAAGAAAGUCAUUGCUGUAGGCGAAAAUGGGGAAACAUACGCCAGGAUCAUCCUCAUCGUUAAUCGGGAUGCCACUGUCCACGCGGCAGGGGGUCAAAUCUGUGUUGUUGACCCCGUGCGACGCCACAUAUCUCCGCUGCCCUACUUGCCACACAGCCAAUUCCGCUAUGCUGUACGACCGUUUCUCUUGAAGUCCUACCUCUCCCAGCUGGUGGAUAUAAGCUCGCUCACCGUGGUCAAUGAUGCUUAUAAGUCUGGCUUGGAAUGGGCGUCAGAAGUUUAUAUGAACUUCACCCAUUUCGUCCAACUCGAGGACUUCAUAGGAUCCUACUUUUCCUAUGAGUUUAUUCUUUUGUGCUGGCGGCGAGGUCUGGCAUUGCAAUGUGUAAAUGGCCAGCCCGUCAUUGACAACCUCCUCAUCGGUUAUCGCGGCGAGCUAUCGAAGCCUUUUGACUUGAAGAAGUUUGUUUUGGUUCCGGUGCAGAUUAAAAACCGGAUUUCGCCUGCAAGUUUGAAUUUGGUUAAGACAAUUACUUGCCCAUUUCUCAAGGACAAGACGGAGCGCUGGAAGCCAGAGUACAUGGCCAUCCUCAUGGAUCUCGGCACCACGUCCUGCUUCCAGGGCACUCAAGGACAUGUUGAUGUCACGAAGUGUGAAGCUGAAAAGGGCCAGACCGAGUGGCCUGCAUUUCAAAAAACUAAAGAAUACUCUGCUCCUUAUCUUUCUCUUCACGAGUGA